Molecule: messenger RNA, 1758 nt
Organism: Carassius gibelio (silver crucian carp)
Lineage: Eukaryota; Metazoa; Chordata; Actinopteri; Cypriniformes; Cyprinidae
Product: ankyrin repeat domain-containing protein 34B
Exons: 5
Coding region: 335-1525 (396 amino acids)
Molecular function (GO): protein binding
Source: RefSeq, a predicted model, not a curated record
GCGACUCCGUGCGUGCAGUGAACCGAUAUCAGAGAACAAUCUGAACUCUACUGUAGAUGCACGGACUGGAUGAAACCAAUCACAUUUCAUUUAAUGCUGCACAGAUGCAACAAGAAAUCCAGUUUCUUAAUCAGAACGCUUUGUACUCUCAUUCUGACGGCACCCAUCCACUGCAGAGCAUCCAUUGAUGAGACACUGAUGCAAUGCUACAUUUCUACAAACCUGAUGAAGAAACACACUCAUCUUAUGUUUGGAUGCAGCGGCUCCAGAUCAAGGUGCAGCUCGUUUCGGAGGAUCGUCUCAGCCAAAUCUGCAGCUGAAGUUGAGCUCGGUCAUGACAGAGUCACCUGAUUCCCCGCCGGAUGGCAGUCCGCUCAUCAGCGCCGCUCGGCUGGGAAAACUGCGCUUGGUUCGUCUCCUGGUGGAGGGAGGAGCGCAGGUCAACGAGAGGAACCAGCGAGGAGAGACGCCUCUGCUGGCCGCCUGCCGAGCUCUGCGGGGCGAUCAGUCUGGAUCCAGCAUGCUCAGACUCAUCCAGUAUCUCCUUCACCACCAGGCCGACCCCAGUGUCCAGGACAAGACGGGCCGCACGGCUCUGAUGUACGCCUGUAUGGAGCGGGCCGGGCCGGGUGUGGCGUCGGCUCUGACCGCGGCGGGCGCAGAUCCCAGCACGGAGGACUACGCCGGAGGCUCGGCGCUCGUUUACGCCAUCAACGCCCACGAUCAGGACACACUCACAGUGCUGCUGGACGCCUGCAAAGCCCAGGGACGAGACAUCAUCAUUAUAUCCACCGAUCUGAGCUGCGACCCGCAUGUCCCUCCGUCGCCCGACAGCUCGCCCGUCUCCUGCAUGUCGCCCUCGGACAUCGAGCUCAAGACCAGCUCUCCCAACUCUGAAGGCGAGAACAUUUUUAACUUUCGAGGAGGCGGUGAGGUUUCUCCCGAACUUUCGAGGAGCGAGACUCGCGGUCGGCAGCGUUUGCGCUCGGAGCCGUGGCUGGGCGUCGAAAACCUGGGCAAUCUCAGCCAGCGCUGCGAGAAAAACACAGAAGAGGAGGAGAACCAAGAGCACGGGCUUUAUCUUCCCACCGAUUUGAAGUUUAAAUCAGAGCAGCUCCAGAGCAGAAGAAACACACUUCCAGAUCUUCUUCAGCCGCCGGUCCUUAAACUCACUCCGUCCAGAUCCGACACUCACUUGCACCGGGAUCCGUGCGCUCCGAGGUUCCCCUCCAUCUACAGGAGCAGUUCUCUGCUGCUGGCUCCUCCUGACGCGCUUCACGAGCUCCACACGGCGAACAGAAAGAAGACGAGAGAGCAGAUGAGAGAUCACGGUGGAUUCUUGCCUCCUCUUCCUGGUGUUUCUGUGAGGAACGUGUGCAGAGAUCCGACCCCAGCCCCGGCUCCUUUCCGACGGGAAGCUCACGGUACGAGGAAGGAAAGCUCGGAGAUGCUCUCCUGUUGUGAAAUGUCUUCUAAUAAAACCGAGACUAUUACAUUAUACCAGUCAAAGGUUUUCCAACAGUAAGAUGUUUGUAUGGUUUUAAAGAAGUCUCUUCUGUUCACCAAGCCUGCAUUUAUUUAUUUGUACAACAAAACAGUAAAAUUGUAAAUAUUUUUGCUAUUUAAAAUAACUAUUUUCUGUUUAAUUUAAUUUUAAAACGUAAUUUUUGUCCCCGUUUUCAAAGCUACAUUUUUAGCAUCAUUACUCCAGUCACACGAUCCUUCAGAAAUCAUUCUAAUAUUCUGAUUAAGAAACAU